Elephantulus edwardii (Cape elephant shrew) is the source of this 1308-nucleotide messenger RNA. RefSeq names its product protease, serine, 50 (gene PRSS50). Bases 1 to 1308 code for a protein of 435 amino acids. Gene Ontology annotation, cellular component: endoplasmic reticulum. NCBI's taxonomy places the organism in Eukaryota, Metazoa, Chordata, Mammalia, Macroscelidea, Macroscelididae. The transcript has 8 exons. Gene Ontology annotation, molecular function: serine-type endopeptidase activity; threonine-type endopeptidase activity. The record is from RefSeq and is a predicted model, not a curated record. Gene Ontology annotation, biological process: proteolysis.
AUGGAGCUCAGGCGCAGGGCCCUGGCCUCCGCGCUGCGUGCCCGAGGCCUCCGGCCACCUCUCCGCUCCCUCGUCCGUGCAGCGGCCUUGCUGCUGCUGCUGUUCGCGGGGGGACCCUCGGGGGCCGACCCUGCCCCAGACCCUGACUCCUCGAGGCUUCAUCUUGUCGGGCGGAGAGAUGCCGCCGGGGUGACCCCAGCAGCCCCCGGGGUGACCCCAGCAGCCCCCGGAGUGACCCCAGCAGCCCCCGGGGUGACCCCAGCAGCCCCCGGCGUGACCCCAGCAGCCCCCGGGGUGACCUCAGCAGCCCCCGGGGUGACCUCAGCAGCCCCCGGCGUGACCCCAGCAGCCCCCGGGGUGACCUCAGCAGCCCCCGGGGUGACCUCAGCAGCCCCCAAGAGCACUGAGCUGAAGUUAUACUCCUCCUGCGGCUCCUCUAUUAGGAACUCCUCAUCGGACCCGACGGCCAUGACUCUGCGGUGGCCCUGGGUGGUCAGCGUGCAGGCCAAUGAUACACACGUCUGUGCAGGAUCGAUCAUCACGUUACAGUGGGUGGUGGUUGCGGCCCACUGCGUGGCCCAGCAAAACUUUAUCUAUUCUGUGCUGGUGGGGAGCACGGUCAUGGGCAGUUGGCACCCAAACGUUUAUAGCAUGUCAGUGGCCCAGGUACUCCUAAACCCGAGGUUCCGGCUCCGGCGGUACUGGUCAUGGAUCGGCCGGGACAACGACAUUGCCCUCCUCAAGCUUCACGCGGCAAUCAAGUACAAGAAUGAUUUGCCGGAGAAUCUCUGGUCCUCCAAGAGUUCAGGCCUGGAACACAGUCUCAUGGGUGGGAACAGUGGUGUGCAGUGCCUGGGCGCCGUGGAGGGCCACCCGGGCAAAUUGCCUCAGUUCCAGUCCAUUCAGGAGAAGCAAGUCAUGAUCCUGGACAAUGAGGAUUGCGAUCAAUUCUACCACAUCAUCUCCAGAAUCCCCUCCAUGGUCCAGGUCAUCAACUCCUAUAUGUUUUGUGCCAAGGACACCAGCAGGAACAGCUUCUGCUAUGAAGAGUCAGGAGAGCCCAUGUCCUGCUUGGUGGAUAAGACGUGGUACCUGGUGGGCUUAGUGAGCUGGGGCCCCGGCUGCGAAAAGAAUGAAGCCCCACCUAUCUACCUUCAUAUCCCCUCCUACCGACAGUGGAUCAUGGACUGCAUCAACGGUCCUGAUGCCCUGCCUCCGGGCAUUGGCCAGGUGGCUGCAGCUGCCCCUCGGCCUUACACACCUGCUUUCCCUCCGUCUCAUCCUAACUCAGGCCGCAAGGACAAUUAA